AAUUACAUACAUACAAACACACAUAAAAAUACAAAAAACCUAUACAUACGUAUAAACCCUUUUUCCAAUUUUUAUUUCUCCCCAUCUCUCUCUCAAAUCAAUUUGCCUUUCAAUUGUUAGGCUUUUUUAUCAAUUCUUAAUACAGUAUUUACUUGAUUAUUUGUAAUUAGGGUUUAAAUUGAACUUGAUUAAAGAGGAUUUUAGUUUUAGUUAAUUAGGAUCAGGGUUAGAGAAUAGAUAAUGUUCUUCAGCGGCGAUCCGUCGAACCGAAAACGAGUAGAUUUAGGUGGGCGUAGUUCAAAAGAAAGAGAUAGAAAGAAGCUUCUGGAACAAACUAGGUUAGAAAGAGAGCAAAGAUCAUGGCUACGUCAGCAGAAAGCUGCUGCUCUUGUUAUUCAGAAAUGCUUUAGAGGAAGAGUGGCGGUGAAAGCAGAGCGUAGUAAGGCACGAGAGCGGUUUUAUUCUACUUAUGGAAGAAACUGUGAAAGAGUAGGCAGGCAUUGCUUUGAACCAGAUUCAGAUUUUCUUCAGGAACUGCUAUAUUUCUUCAGUCCACGGAACGCUUCGGACUUGUCCAUUCUUGUGAAGACAUGCGAUUUUAUUUUGAAGUUCGAAAAAGAUGGUGGGGAUGUUUUGAAGCUCUUUGGUACCCCAGAUUCUUCGUCUAAGCAUGCUCUUGUGAGUUACAGGGUUAAGAAACUAGCUUACGCCUGUAUCCAGGCUGUACAUCAUAAUAGAUAUCAGUUCAAGGGCCAGCUUUUAUCAACUUCUUUGGACUUGAACGCCCCGACGAAUAUCCUGUUGAAAGCAGCAAAAUUGUUGAUGGAUCAGCUUCCGUGGGGUUGUAAGGUAGUCGGCUAUCUUUUGCAACAAAACAUAUAUAGGAUUUUCCGGGAGAUCAUUGUCACAGGGAAGAUGUACUUUCAAACCAACAAGAAGAAGGAAAGUUCUAAACCCGACAGUCAUGUUAGAAAAGGGUAUUUGGAGAUGAUUCUUGAGCUAGUCAUUGGACAUACUAGGCAAGGAGAUUGUAUAUGCCCAGAUAUCGAGCUACAAUGGAGUUUCACUUCUCAAAUUCUAACAAUUCCUUUUGUGUGGCAGAUUUUUCCUUCCCUAAAGAAGAUUUAUGUUUUGCAGGGAUCAUGUCAGCAUUAUCUCCGUAAAAUGGCGACAUGUACUCAAAGUUUUGAUAAGGUAUUACCUGCUGACAUAUCAGCUGAAUACCCUGGUUAUGCUUGUCUUCUUGGUAAUCUACUAGAAGCGGUUGGAGUUGCUUUGGCUAAUCCUGCAUGUCAACGUGAUAUGGCCAUAGACUUUGCUACGAUUGCAACAUUGUUGUUGGAAGUACUUCCUCCUAUCCAAUCAUCAACUACAGAAAGUAGAGAAGAAAAUUCAAUAAUAGGGGACGACGAUAUGAUUAUCGAUGAUGCUCUAGCAGUAGUACCUCUCAGUAAGGAAUUGGAAAAGCAGAUUUUAAAAGCUAUAGAUCCCCGCUUUCUUUUGCAACUGACAAAUGUUUUGUUUGGAGGCUCUUCGUCUGUCGCUGAUUCAAACAAAGAUAAAAUAAAUGAUAAUGAAGCAGCAGCUGUUGGUGCAGCUUGCUCUUUUCUUCACAUGACUUUUACCACUUUGCCCCUUGAGGGUAUCAUGACAUAUCUAGCGUAUAGAAUGGAGUUGGUAUCUGUACUCUGGAAUUUCAUGAAACGAUGUGAUCAGAAUUUAAGUUGGUCUUCCUUGUCUGCUGCAUCUCGGUACCUGCCUGGCGAUGCAUAUGGUUGGCUGCUACCUUUGGCAGUUUUCUGCCCUGUUUACAAGCAUAUGCUUAUGAUCGUGGACAAUGAAGAGUUCUAUGAGCAGGAAAGACCAUUGUCACUCAGUGACAUUAGAGUAUUAAUUGGUAUCUUGAGACAGGCUCUGUGGCAGAUCCUUUGGCUAAAUCCAGUGGCACCAAUGGAAUUUUCUACAAAUACUGUUUCCAUAAAGAAGAAUCGUGUAGAAUUUGUUCAAUAUAGGGUUAGUGUUGUGGCUUCUGAACUUCUUUCUCAGUUGCAAGAUUGGAAUAAUAGAAGGGAGUUUGCAAAUCCAAGUAUCUUUCAUGCUGAUGGUGUGAAUGAUCACUUCAUUUCGCAGGCAAUGAUUGAAAACACAAGGGCAUAUGACAUACUGAAACAAGCUCCUUUUCUGGUGCCAUUUACUAGCAGAGUUAAAUUGUUCACUUCACAGCUUGCUGCGAUAAAGGAAGGAACUGGGUCUCAUGCCAUGUCUAAUAGAAGCACUUUUAAGAUAAGACGAGAUCGUAUACUAGAAGAUGCUUUUAAUCAGUUGAGCACAUUAGCAGACAAGGAUCUUCGUGGAGUGAUUCGGGUUACUUUUGUCAAUGAAUUUGGAGUGGAAGAGGCUGGUAUUGAUGGUGGUGGGAUUUUUAAAGACUUCAUGGAGAACAUUACUCGGGCAGCUUUUGAUACGCAAUAUGGGCUAUUUAAGGAGACAAUCGAUCACCUACUCUACCCCAAUCCUGGAUCUGGAAUGAUACAUGAACAACAUUUGCAGUUGUUUCAUUUCCUUGGAAUUAUUCUCGGAAAGGCAAUGUUUGAAGGGAUUCUCGUUGAUAUACCAUUUGCAACCUUUUUUUUGAGCAAGCUAAAGCAAAAGCAUAACUAUUUGAAUGAUUUACCUUCUUUGGAUCCCGAAUUGUAUCGCCACCUUAUCUUUCUUAAGCAUUAUGAGGGUGACUUGGCAGAGUUAGAGUUGUACUUUGUAAUUGUUAACAAUGAGUUUGGGGAGCAAACAUCAGAAGAGCUGGUCCCAGGUGGAAAGGACAUACGUGUUGUAAAUAGCAAUGUUAUCCAGUUUAUUCAUCUUGUUGCCAAUCACCGUCUCAAUACCCAGAUACGUCAGCAAAGUUCUUAUUUUUUGAGGGGAUUUCAACAGCUUAUACAGAAAGACUGGAUUGACAUGUUUAAUGAGCAUGAACUCCAGCUUUUGAUAUCAGGCUCAGUUGAUAAUUUCGAUGUGGAUGAUCUUCGGUCCAACACAAAUUAUGCUGGUGGCUAUCAUCGUGAGCAUUAUGUAAUUGACAUGUUUUGGGAGAUUCUCAAGAACUUUUCCUUGGAAAAUCAACACAAGUUUUUGAAGUUUGUGACUGGAUGUUCAAGAGGGCCUUUGCUAGGAUUCAAGAACUUGGAACCUUUAUUUUGUAUACAACGAGCUGCUGGUAGUGCCUCUGAAGAAGCUCUUGACCGGUUGCCAACAUCAGCCACUUGUAUGAACCUGUUAAAGCUUCCUCCGUAUAGAAGUAAAGAGCAAAUGGAGCAGAAGUUGUUGUAUGCUAUUAAUGCAGAAGCGGGGUUUGAUUUAAGUUGAACAUAGCUUCAUCAUCCAACAUGUGGCAACAAGCAUGUUUAAAGUGUAGUGUGCUAAUCAAAGAGUUUUGUCAAAAGGGAAGCAAAGACCCAUAGUAACAGAAGGUAGAUAUGUUGCACCCUCAAAGAGCAUGGCGGAUUUGUACAUAAAGUGGUUGCUGGAUUGCAGCUACAACGUAUACCAUUUGUUUGCCAAAAAUGGACCGAAGACUCAUUUGAUAGUAGCCUAAGUUUGUAUAAUGCUAUUUUAUCUGGCGAAAAGGGGAGGCUUUGGUUUGUUGAUAAAAUGUAUUUCGUUUUUCUGAAUCCAAGCUCCCAACCUUGGGCUACUAGUAAUCAAACCUUUUUUAGCCUUUUUUUUUCCUGCAUUCGGUUCAUGUGGAAUUCAGUCUUUUUGUGUGUACCUGAACAUAACAAUUGCCACGGUGACUGUCAGUCUACCACCGAAAGUCAAUGUAUUUCGUUGCGUUUAAAGUUAUAUGACACGUGAUAGAAGUCGGCUCAUAUGUGCUGGCUCAAAAAAGAAUAACAAAAGAUGAGUGUGCCUAAAGUAUGUCUUUAUAAUGCCAGAAUGAUUGAUGUA
Messenger RNA from Erigeron canadensis, 3945 nucleotides. RefSeq names its product E3 ubiquitin-protein ligase UPL6. The record is from RefSeq and is a predicted model, not a curated record. The transcript has 26 exons. NCBI's taxonomy places the organism in Eukaryota, Viridiplantae, Streptophyta, Magnoliopsida, Asterales, Asteraceae. Gene Ontology annotation, molecular function: protein binding; ubiquitin protein ligase activity. Gene Ontology annotation, biological process: ubiquitin-dependent protein catabolic process; protein polyubiquitination. Bases 241 to 3363 code for a protein of 1040 amino acids.